GAGAUAAAUCAUGAUCAAGACGAAUCGCGACAACGAAAAGACCUGCAGAACAAAGAGGACCCAGCACGUGAGCUACCGCGUCAACAAGGCCAAACACUCAUUAUAGUCCAGCCCGCCUUCUCCAGAGCCACACCUCUUUCUUUCUCCUCUUUCAUUUCAUCUCGCACUAUGCCUCCUAAGGCAAAGGGCAAAAGGCCCGCCUCCUCAGCAGUUGCCCGUACAGGACCAAAAGAAGUAUUUCAACACAGCAGUCGACGUUCGAAACGCGAAGAAGAAGACAAUAAACCUACCACUCAACGCGCCCUCGUUUUGCGCAAUGGCAACUAUGGCGCGCAGGGCACCGGCGAAGUCAUAUUAUUGAACAGAAUGACUGGAAGGGAGAAGCUCGACCUUCUUGCAGAGGAUCUCAUAGAGAAAUCCAAGCAGGCGUUAGGCGUGGCGUUCCGCAUGGAACAAUGUUUGAAGAUAGCAGAAUCUCAGUUCUAUGCCAAUCUCGAUGAGAUCAACGAUUUGCAAGACCCCGAUCUCUUUGUAGACAAGGUCAAGGCUGAAGUGUGGGCUCGGAAACCCAAAGAAGCCAAUCCAUUCAAAAACGCGACCGAAGUAGCGGAGAUCAUUGCUACACAGAUCCACAAUGCAUACAUGCUUGCUUCAGGAUGGAAGAUCGUUUGGCACUACUUGAGUGAUCUUCAGGCUGCCGGCUUGCAAGAUGGUUCCAUCCGGCAGCAACUGGGCUCUAACGAGCAGCUUCGAAUCAAGUACCUUGUCCUAUUCGAUGUUGUCAAUGUGCUCGUUGAAGCCAAUCAAGCCAAGGUUGCCCUCCUGGCGACGACUGCUCCCCACUAUGACAAGUAUUUCAAGAAAACUGAGAGCGAUGACGGCGGCGCGCCGGAAUAUGUGUUCAAUUGGGGUGAACUCAAAAUUGUCCAUAGGUCUUUCGUCGAUUCCAUCAUUGUUGAGCUUUGUCUGCCGCGUUCACACAUUCCGAGAAACAUUCUCUACAUGAUUUUGCGCGAGGCUAUUGAUGAAGCGCCUCGCGACGGGAAGCGAUUCCCUCAGGCGAUGUGGGAUGCAGUCGGCGAUCUUUCUGUCACAGUGCAGCUUCAAGAAAUGCUUGAGAGUGUCCUCCUUGGGCCCGAGGGUGAACAAUGGAAAAGAGAUAUUGGACAUCUCCCUCUUCCUGAGGAAUAUGACAGUUGGUUGGAUGCGCAGGCUAUGCCGGCACACAUAGUCAAAUAUGUGGCGAACUGGAAGGAUAGCAUUCACCCUCUGGAGAAGACCAAGAAUGUUGUUGUUCUCGAGAAUAUGUGGCGCUACAUUAACCUGAACUACAAGGCAUUUACCGGCAAGGACAUCGAUUCCCUGUGGCGUUUGGGAGAGGUCCACCAGCGUACCCCUCAGUGGCAUGCUUUCAAGGUCAAUGCGAGUAAAGCGGACCUUGAUGUUGACGUCGAUGAGCCUCCUAGUCUCGAUUCUCACAAGGAAAAGAAUAAGAGCCAGGGCAAGGCUGGAAAAUACCUCUCCAUCACGAAUGGAGACGGGAAUGACAGCGAUGGUUCUAUGCCCUCCCUGCAAACCGUGUCUGAUUCGUCGGAGGCAGAAUCGGACUAUGAGAAUACCGAGGAAGAGGCAGCACCGGACGCGGAAGACUACGAAGAUGACGAGUAUGAUGAGGAUGACGAAGAUCAGCUCAGAGAUAUGUUCCGCGAGGCUAUGGAUGCCGCUGCUGCUACUGCUGACUUCUACGAUCCGAAGAGCGACGCUAAGGAAUUCGAUCAACUCGCUGAAGAGCGCAAGGGUAAUCCGUUCAUCAAGCUCUUGGGUUCAUUGAGAGGGCGAAUGUUCUCUUCCGAACCUGCUCUCAAGACGACUAAGCGUACUCAGCCAAGUCAUCCUUUCCCGGGUGGGAAGCCUCCUUCGGCGGCACCUGCUGGUGCUGCCCAAGCUAAACCCAAAACCGCACCGAAGGCUACGCCUGCCGCCGGCCAACCUAAGAGCCAGAAGGCCACAGUGGAAGAAGUCGAGGAUGAAGAGGAAGGUGGUGUGCCGUCCGCCUCUAAGAAGAAGAAAAAGAAGAAGCCUAAGAAGAAGAAGAAACCUGCCGCUGCCACUGCCGACGGUGAAGCAGAUCAAGAGGCCGCCGUGCCUGCAAUGCCUACUCCCGCAGCACAACCCAGCACUCCUGCCACUGCCGCACCUCCCAAGGAGACUCCAAAGCCCAAGCCAGCACGCGCUCCUUCCGUAGCUUCGAGUGCCAAUUCCUUGCCGUUUGGUGGUUCGACUGCCUCUCUUCCUCAGCCCGCUGUUGCUCAGUCUGCUCGUAAGUACGUGCAGGAGGCCGGUAUCGAAGAGAAGAACAAGGUCAAAUCGAGGCCCGAUUAUGCGAAUCUCGCACCCAUUCCCGAGAAGAAAGGAUUAUUUUCGAAGCUGAAGAAGGACAAGGAGGGUGAUGACGGAAAGAAGGGCAGCAAGCAUAGUUUCUUCACCACAUUAGGGAAGAAGACCAAGACUUACAUGCAUCAAUUACUCAACACCACCGGAGAUGACAAGAAAGGUCUUGCGCCUAUGAAGUGGGAUAACUUCUUGAAGGUUAUGCGCGAUAUGGGCUUCAAAUACGACCCUGGUACUGCUGGUUCCAGUGUUCGGUUUGAUCCUCCUGACUCUCGUGAUUCUCCUAUCACCUUCCACAGACCCCACCCUGAUCCGACGCUUUAUCCUGUUAAGUUGAAGGAGUUUGGUAAGAGACUCAAGAGAUACUACGGCUGGUCUGAGGAAGAUUUCUAUCGUGCUGCGGGCUAAGAAUGCAUUUGCUCUCUUUGCUCUGCGUGCAACGCAAUUUUCCGCAAUGUCCAUUCUUUCCCGCAUAAGACUGUUAUGACUGUAUGUUGUUUGUAAAAUGGUGUUCCAGUAUAUCUGUAUCGACUCAUGAUAUCAUUCUGUAUGUUUUUCUUGAUAUGAAAUGUUGACUCCCUCACGAGGCGUUUGCCUUAUUGGGGAGCGGCAAUGGCCCUGGCUUGUCGAAGCUCACCGUU
This is a messenger RNA of Somion occarium, 3032 nucleotides long. Lineage: Eukaryota; Fungi; Basidiomycota; Agaricomycetes; Polyporales; Cerrenaceae. The record is from the annotation of a GenBank genome assembly.